UAAAAGCACUGGUGAAUGCCUGUGGACAGUCCAGGGCACUUGAUUCAGAGUACUGCUGCUGGUGACUGACAAACUGAAGAGCCAGGCACACAUUGCACCUCUUUCUGUGUGACGCUUCCUAUUCCCUGCCCCCGUUUGUGAUUGUGUACUCCUCUACUCUAUCAAAAGAACCUGUUGGAGAGCAAAGUGUCUGGAAUGCCUUUUGUAAAGGGCAGCCCCCUUCCCAUGGUGUCUGUACAAGCAGUGUCUUUCCCUUGCUAUCUGCUAGUCUCUGUCAAUGUAUGGACCUAGACGGUGCUUACUGCUGCUACGUAGAUCAUCGAUUCUUCAAGUUGCCUUUUUGGGGAGAAAAGGGAAUUGUAUUUAUUUAUUUUUUAUAUAUUUUUUUUUUGUGGAAGUUUUUACUGAUAUAAAGUAUUUUAUAUGAAAUCUGGAAGCAUGAGGAUAAAGGAGAUCUCUUUGAGACAAGACCCAGAUCUUAGGAAGGAGCUGGCAUUAUUGGCUCGUGGAUGUGACUUUGUUUUGCCAUCAAGGUUUAAGAAGAGGCUGAAGGCUUUUCAGCAGAUUCAGGCACAGCCAAAAAAGGAAGAACCAAGAACUCCGACCAUAAGCCAGCACAUUCCAAAAUUUUACUUUCCUAAAGGUUGUCCAAAAGCCAACGUUAACGUGGAUAAUAUAAUUUCAAAGAUUGAGAAGACUUUUUCUACUCUUCCAAAUGAGCGGGCUUGUCUUGAAGACAUGAGCAAAGUAGCUAAGGCAUGUGAAUGUCCGCUUUACUGGAAAGCACCACUCUUUUGUGCGGCUGGUGGGGACAGGACCGGAUAUGUUUCUGUUCACAAGUUUGUCGCUAUGUGGAGAAAGGUUUUGCAGACUUGCCACGAUGAUGCUGCAAAGUUUGUGCAGCUAUUAGCCAAGCCAGGAUGUCUUUAUUUGGAACAGGAGGAUCUAAUACCUUUCUUACAAGAUGUGGUUAACACUCACCCUCACUUAACGUUUUUGCGAGAAGCCUCAGAAUUUCAUUCCCGAUACAUUACUACAGUAGUUCAGAGGAUAUUUUACAUAGUUAACAGAUCAUGGUCUGGUCGGAUCACAUGUGCUGAGCUCAGGAAAAGCAAUUUUUUGCAGCAUGUGGGAUUCCUGGAGGAGGAAGAUAUCAACCAGUCAACAGAUUAUUUUUCAUAUGAACACUUUUAUGUCAUUUACUGCAAGUUUUGGGAGCUUGACACUGAUCACGAUUUGUACAUUGAUGAGCAGGACCUAUCUAAGCACAAUGACCAUGCUAUAUCAAGUAGAAUUAUUGAAAGAAUAUUUUCUGGAGCUGUAACGCGUGGUCGAAAAGCACCAAAAGAGGGAAAAAUUAGUUAUGCAGACUUUGUGUGGUUUCUCUUAUCUGAAGAGGACAAGAAAACACAGACUAGCAUUGAGUACUGGUUUCGCUGUAUGGAUCUUGAUGGAGAUGGCGUGUUGUCAAUGUAUGAACUGGAGUACUUCUAUGAGGAACAAUGUCAGAAAAUGGAGAGUAUGGCCAUUGAGCCCUUGCCAUUUGAAGACUGUUUAUGUCAAAUGUUGGAUCUUGUAAAACCUCAGUGUGAUGGUAAAAUUACACUCCAUGACCUGAAGAAAUGCAAACAAGCUAAUCUGUUUUUUGACACUUUCCUAAAUCUUGACAAGUAUUUGGACCACGAACAAAAGGAUCCAUUUUCUGUAUUGCGGUUUGGGGAAAAUGAAGGCCAAGAACUUUCAGACUGGGAAAAAUAUGCUGCUGAAGAAUAUGCCAUCUUAGUAGCUGAAGAGGCUGCCACAGAACAGUGGAAUGAUGGGUAUGAUGGAGAAUUAAAUGCUUUGGAGACGGAUAUAGUGAAUGACAAAAACUUUGCCAUGGAUAAAAGAACUUUCUUGGAUAUGGCUUCUGAAGUAGACAUUGAUGAGUAUGACUAUGAAGAGGACUUUGAAUAAACUAUAUAGUAAAAGAGAA
Molecule: messenger RNA, 1975 nt
Organism: Hyla sarda
Lineage: Eukaryota; Metazoa; Chordata; Amphibia; Anura; Hylidae
Gene: PPP2R3B
Product: protein phosphatase 2 regulatory subunit B''beta
Exons: 13
Coding region: 424-1956 (510 amino acids)
Biological process (GO): protein dephosphorylation
Cellular component (GO): protein phosphatase type 2A complex
Molecular function (GO): calcium ion binding; protein phosphatase regulator activity
Source: RefSeq, a predicted model, not a curated record